AUGGAAAUUUUUCGUCACUUCUAUUCACUAGAUUGGACCGCCAAAGAUGCUUUUAUUUCUGGACAGAUUAUAGUAGAGCCUGUCAAAAGAAAAUUCACCAAAAAAGAAGUUUCUAGGCGACAAAAAACUAGAACUUACAGACUGCAAGAUGUAGAUGGAAAUGACCAUAGAGUAUGUAAAGUUUUUUUCAAAAGCGGCUUGGAUGUAUGCGAUGGUAAAAUCACCAAAGCUCUGAAGAGAAAAUCGGCUUCGGGAACUCUUGUUUCGGACAAACGAGGGAGACAUACGCCACACAAUAAGACCAACUUGGAGGAUACAAAUUGCUUGAAAGAGUUUAUAACAAAGUUUCCGGUAUACGAAUCACAUUACUGUCGUCAUCACACUGCCAAGAAAUACUUGCCACCAAAUUUAAACAUGUCUCUAAUGUACGCCGAAUAUAAAAGAUGCUGUGAAACGGACCAAAGAAAAAUAUCAUCUCUUUUUGUUUUUAGAGAUGUGUUCAACCAUUCGUUCAAUUUGUCAUUUCACAGACCUCAAAAAGAUACAUGUCAAAAAUGUGACCCCUUCAAUAUAAUUUUGAAAACCGAGCUUGAUGAUGCCAAGAAAAGAAAUACUGAGUUAGAAAAGACUCUGCAUCAGAGAAAGGCGGAAGCAGUAAAAACGCUAAAAAAGAAGGAAAUUGAUGAAGCAAAAAAUAGUAUAGGGUUAAAGCAUGUUGCUGUUUUCGACCUACAACGUACUCUACCAGUUCCCGCUUUGUCCACGUCUGUAGCCUAUUAUAAAAGGCAAAUGUGGGUUUUCAACUUGUGCAUCCACGACGAGGUGAGAAAUGUUGGACACAUGUUCAUCUGGGAUGAUAGUAUUGCUUCUCGUGGGGCGCAAGAAAUAGUGUCAUGUUUGAUAAAAUAUAUUUCUUUGCUGCCAGAUACUCCAAAAAAAAUCAUUAACUUGUAUUCUGAUGCCUACGGAGGGCAAAACAGAAACAUUAAAGUUGUGUUAGGCCUACUUAAUGAAUUGCAGAAAAAUGGCGUUGGAGUCAAAGAGACAAACUUGAAAUUUUUCGUGUCUGGGCACAGCUUUUCGACGUGUGAUCAGAACUUUGGCGUCAUAGAUAAAGAAAAAAAAUACCACGAAAAUAUUUACAUACCUGAUGACUGGGUAUCUGUAAUAAGGCAUGCUAAAAAGAAAGAGCCUAGAUUUACUAUUCACAAAAUGGGAAAAGAAGAUUUUUUCAGCACGAAAAAACUGGAGAAAUUGGACCUAAAAAGAAGUAUACGUGGUCGUCCUUCAUCGAACCAUUACAUUGAAAUGGAUUUAUUGUAUCCUGAAGGAAAACCAAUAACAGAAGAGAAAAAGAAAGAUUUGAUGGCCUUGCUAAGAUUUGUGCCACGUAUCCACCACGGUUUUUACAAAGAGUUAAAAACCGAUAAUGAAAGGGACCUGGGACUUACAGAUGGAGACCCGGAGGAUGAGCCUAAUGUCGAGGAAGACGUGGAGUGA
Messenger RNA from Phaedon cochleariae (mustard beetle), 1500 nucleotides. The record is from the annotation of a GenBank genome assembly. Lineage: Eukaryota; Metazoa; Arthropoda; Insecta; Coleoptera; Chrysomelidae.